Molecule: messenger RNA, 1161 nt
Organism: Thermothielavioides terrestris NRRL 8126
Lineage: Eukaryota; Fungi; Ascomycota; Sordariomycetes; Sordariales; Chaetomiaceae
Exons: 1
Coding region: 1-1161 (386 amino acids)
Cellular component (GO): kinetochore
Source: RefSeq, a predicted model, not a curated record
AUGGCUUCUGAAUCCCUGAAGCGCAAGCUCCCACCGCCAGACCAGCGCAACCGCACCACCCCGGCGGAGAAGGAGAACAAAGGCCAAGAAGAAGAGGAAGUAGAAGACUACAUGAGCAUGACCUUCGACGACGACGACGCCUCUCAUCAAAAGGGCAUCGAGACCUCGCUGCAGCGCCGGCUCCGCCUCCGGCGCGAAGCCGAGGCGCGCGCCCGGCCCAAAUCCAAGGCCGAGCUGGCCGCCGAGGCGGAGUCCCGCCGCGAGGCCGCCCUGUCCCAGUCCCUCUUCGUCUCCCAGCCCAAGAGCAAGGGGCUGGCCAUGAUGGCCAAGAUGGGCUUCAAGGGCGGCGCGCUGGGGAAGCAGCCGCCACCUGAACAGAAUGAACAGAACCGGCAGCUGAGCGAUGGCGGCGGGGUUUCUAAAGAAGGGGAAGGAGGAGGAGGAGGAGGAGGAGGAGGAGGAGGAGGAGGAGGGGGAUGGGGAGGAGGCCCCAGGACGGAGCCGAUCCGGAUCGAGAUCAAGGACGGGCGGGAAGGGAUCGGGCUCGAGAGCGAGCGGAAGAGGAAGCUGCGGGAGGCGGCCGAGGCGGCGGGGGAGCGGGCCAAGCGGGCCCGGGCGGAGGAGGGAGAGUUCCGGGAGAGGAUCAGGCGCGAGCGGGAGGAGGCGAGGUGGGAGCGGCAGUUCGUGGCGGCGCAGAAAGUUGCCGAGCGGAUGGCCGGGGAGAGGGAGGACGACGACAGAGAUGCGGCGGAACAGCAGCAAGCAGCGGACCGUGCGGUGUCGCGCCGCUGUCCGCUCAAGGCCAUACCGGUGGUUUGGCGCGGGCUGGUUAGGGCCCGUGAGGAGGCCGAGAGGGACCGCAGGAUGAGGUACGACCUCGAGCAGGGCCUGUCGUCGUUACCUACGUACGAGGAUCCGGAGGAGGACGAGGAUGACAAGAAAGCGCUGGGGAAGACGCGCACCGCGUACGUCGCGGCCGAGGACCUGGACGAGGAGGACCCGGAGCUGGACCAGUUCAAUGCGCUGCCGCCGGACGAGAGGCUGCGUCGGGUGGUUCAGUAUUUGCGCGAGGAGCACCGUUACUGUUUCUGGUGUAAAUUUGCAUACCCGGAUGCCGAUAUGGAGGGGUGUCCCGGGUUGACAGAGGAGGACCAUGAUUAA